Messenger RNA from Anopheles cruzii, 1084 nucleotides. RefSeq lists its product as uncharacterized. The transcript is spliced from 3 exons. Lineage: Eukaryota; Metazoa; Arthropoda; Insecta; Diptera; Culicidae. The coding region runs from base 63 to 752 and encodes 229 amino acids. The record is from RefSeq and is a predicted model, not a curated record.
GCAAGUGUAGACAAACCUAGGAAGUCCCAGCUAUCCCAGCCCAUCAGGUUCGAGAGUGAAAGAUGAAUUCGCGUGGAGUGAACUACUGGGCCUGCUUGGCACUGGCCGUCAUCGGUGUACAGUGUGUGGCUGCGCAAAACAAUCCCUGGCGGCGUCAGAACGACAGCUUCGCCACCGAAUCGGCCAGCGAUCGGAGCCAACGUCUUGGCCUGACCACAGGUUACGGUGGUGUGAAUGGCUACGGCUACUCCGGGACCGGGAUCGGUUCCUACACUCCGCUCAAGAUCGACCUGGGCGGCGUCGUGCUGGGGACACUGGUCGGAAUCGGUGCACUGUUGCUGCUACCGAAGCUGGUGAACGUGAUCGGUGGUGGAUACGGAGGCAGUGGCCACUACCGCAGCGCCGACAGCGAUCCGACCGGAAUCUCGGACCUGAUGAACAAGGUCGACGACUAUCUGGCCCAGAACAACAUCGAUUCGGGUGCGUGCAUGCAGAAGGGUGUCUGCAGCUACCUCCGCUCCUCGGAGUACCACGCGCAGGUCGGAACGGCCGAUCAGGUGGAGCACAUGAUUCUGGCGCUGUCCGAGAACUCCAUCGUCGACUACAUGCUCGACGGUACGGCCAUCAAGGAGGCGAUCAAGAAUGGCAAGAUGCAAACGGCUCGAACCUGUGACGAAAUGUACCCGUCCUGUCCGCUCGAUCGUCAGUCGACUUUGAAGCUGUUCAAGAAGAUGUUCCCCAUCGGGAACUAAGCGCGAACGGGGUGAGCGCCUUUCGCCCAAGUUUCGCCCUGCAUUCGGCGGACCCUUGAAGGUUACCAAGUGGUUUUGGCUCUAUUUAUAAACAACCUUCAACCAAACGCUGGUGCCGCAGGAUGAGCGCAACGAAAGCUGGAAACUAUGCACCAGCGACGACGGACCUUCGAAUGCAGGCGACGAACGAAGCAAGGGGUCAAGCAAGCAAUCCACGCCACGAUGUGUUCUGACGCGUGACCGUGACGACUACACACAUUACAUUGGAAACAAGGAUGAGCAAAAGCAAAUAAUCGGACGCAACCGGCAGACCUGUAGUUAAGCAAAUACGA